Messenger RNA from Tachyglossus aculeatus (Australian echidna), 621 nucleotides. Its product is annotated as olfactory receptor 4C11-like. The record is from RefSeq and is a predicted model, not a curated record. Gene Ontology annotation, biological process: G protein-coupled receptor signaling pathway. Lineage: Eukaryota; Metazoa; Chordata; Mammalia; Monotremata; Tachyglossidae. Gene Ontology annotation, molecular function: G protein-coupled receptor activity; olfactory receptor activity. Gene Ontology annotation, cellular component: membrane. Bases 1 to 621 code for a protein of 206 amino acids. The transcript has a single exon.
AUGGAAAUCCUGGUCCUCAUUAUGAUGGCCUAUGACCGCUACAUGGUCAUCUGUAAGCACCUCCUCUACACCACCAUCAUGAAUCAGUAUCUGUAUGGCUUUCUGGUGGGCUUAGCCUGGGUAGUGUCUUUCUUGCAUUCGUCCGCCCAGCUUUUCCUCACCCUGAGUCUACCAUUCUAUGGUCCCAAUGUGAUCGAUCAUUAUUUAUGUGAUGUGCAACCUUUGAUGAAACUCGCCUGCUCUGACACUCACUUGGCGAACCUGCUGUUCAUUUCCAACAGUGGGGCCAUCUGUACCUCGAGUUUUGUUGUGCUUAUGGAACCCUAUGUGGUCAUCGUGUAUUCUCUGAGGUCCAAAGGGGCUGAAGGGAGACGUAAAUCCCUGUCCAUCUGCAGCUCCCACAUUCUUGUGGUCACCUUAUUCUUUGGUCCCUGUAUAUUCAUAUACGCCCGGCCCAAAACCACCUUCUCUGUGGAUAAAUUGGUGUCAGUCUUUUAUACGAUAGUUACUCCCUUGUUUAACCCUUUGAUCUACAUUCUGAAGACCGCAGAGGUGAAAAAUGCCAUGGGAAAAUUAUGGAGCCGAAAAGUGCUUCCUCGGGAGUUAUUAGCAAGAUUUUGA